This is a messenger RNA of Pangasianodon hypophthalmus (striped catfish), 1419 nucleotides long. It is a transcript of the gene isg20l2, whose product is annotated as interferon stimulated exonuclease gene 20-like 2. The record is from RefSeq and is a predicted model, not a curated record. Gene Ontology annotation, molecular function: 3'-5'-RNA exonuclease activity; nucleic acid binding. The coding region runs from base 268 to 1179 and encodes 303 amino acids. Lineage: Eukaryota; Metazoa; Chordata; Actinopteri; Siluriformes; Pangasiidae. Gene Ontology annotation, cellular component: nucleus. The transcript is spliced from 4 exons.
GCUAUUAUUGCAUACCCCAUGUAGUGCACUUAUGUAUAGAGUAGGGGCUGAUUUGGGAUUUGGCCUAUGAGGAAACGUUGCCCUCCAACCCGGAAGUGCAUCUAUCCUGACUCGUGCUGAGGGAAGAUGCACAGAACAUCCACGUGCAGGGGCUGAAUAAGCAGUUCAGCUAAGCAUCACCACUGGACUUAACAACUCUACUCUGUAAUGAAGAGAACUUCUUGAAACAUUGCAGUUAUUCCUGUGGAAUAUUUGUUCUCUUAAAGUAUGUCAGAAAUUACUCUGAACUUGAACUUCAAUGGCCCUGGCCAUAGUGAGGGCCAUGAGAAAGCCGGCGGAAAUGCCAGACACAAACAAUUUGUUAGAAAGAGGCGCUACCUGGAGCGUAAGGGUUUUCUGAAUAAAAAGCAAAACACAAAUAUCAGUCAAAAAGAAGGAUGCAAGAAGAACAAAUUGCAUUGGAAAAGAAAGGACCAUUCGCAAGCCAGUGCUGUUUUCCCCAAUUUUACUACUCUACAGCCUGAAUUGUCCACAAAUCCCUCCAAUUCCAUGCAAGCCCACCAUGGAAACUUGGCAACCAUCAAGGAAUUCACAGUGCCUUCAAAGUCAACAUCUAAAAAAGGAUCCGGUUCAGUACUGCACAACCCAAUGAAAUAUAUAGCCAUUGACUGUGAGAUGGUAGGGACAGGACCCAAAGGUCACUGCAGUGAGCUGGCCCGCUGCAGCAUAGUCUCCUAUGAUGGAGAUGUAAUUUAUGACAAGUUCAUCAAGCCUGUUAAUCCAGUCACAGAUCUUCGCACUCGCUGGAGUGGAAUAAGAUGGCAAGAUCUCCAUAAUGCAACACCCUUCAAACAAGCCCAGGGAGAGAUUUUAAGGAUCCUCACAGGGAAAGUGGUUGUGGGCCAUGCUGUCCAGAAUGAUUUUAAGGUUUUGCACUAUUCCCAUCCUGUCCAUCUCAUGCGAGACACCUCACGCAUUCCCAUCCUGAACCGGAAAGCUGGUCUGCCAGAGAACCAACCUGCCUCUCUGAAGACCCUCACAAAGGUUCUGUUGAACAAGGAUAUACAGAUGGGAAAAAAGGGCCACUCUUCAGUAGAAGACGCAAAAGCCACCAUGGAGCUGUAUAAAACAGUGGCAGUGGAAUGGGAGAGGACUUUGGCUUCAAAAACUGCUUCCUAGAGAAAAGAACCCCUGACCUUUGCCAAAUUUUCUACUUAAUUAAAGCUCCGUGUUUAAAAAAUUACAUUUUAGCCUUUAAACCUAAACUUUAACUAGUUUUAAUUACCAAAAAAAAAGCUCUAUAACCAGUUUCAAAAAAAUUUUAUUCUGUUUCCACAGUUUGAAAUGAUUGUUGUUUAUAUGGCAUCCUUGUUGGAUAAUCCAUACAACAUGUUAUUAAAAAAAAACAGUAAACUACAA